Aspergillus fumigatus Af293 is the source of this 939-nucleotide messenger RNA. RefSeq lists its product as uncharacterized. Lineage: Eukaryota; Fungi; Ascomycota; Eurotiomycetes; Eurotiales; Aspergillaceae. The record is from RefSeq and is a predicted model, not a curated record.
AUGGAUGAUAAAGUCAUCACAAAGAUUUGCGAGCGCAUUCCAAAUCAGGUAUACUUUUGGGCAGUUGACUAUGCCAUCGGAGAUAUCAAAACUGUCGACGCAAGGUUGUCAGCAAAUGAGAAGCAGAGCAUCAUCGCUGCGCUGGAUGGAUACUGUAAGCAGGAAGAUUGGGAGCCUUUGAUACAACGUUUUCCAGCUGAUGCUCGAAAGAAAGUCCUUCAGCUCUUUGCUCAAACACUCUGGACCAAGCAUCUCUUUGAGGAUGUCUUCUUGAAGCCCUUUCUCUACUUUGACUUUUAUGAGCAGGAAGAAAUGACCAGCACAGCGGGCAAACCAGACAUCUCGCUUCCGACAAAACUACAGAACAUGUAUCAUAUGUUCCGAACAGUCGAUAAAGGCCAGGCAGAAUUAUGGCGAAGUGACACGGUUCGCCUUGCAAACUCAAUCGUUCCAUUGAACGAAGAGGUAAAUUGGGACGGCCAUACAACAAUUCUGGGCUCGGCACAACUAGUCCUGGGAGAGAGGAGCAAACAAGCAAGAAGAUCCGCAGUUGAACGACUCGUUUCCAAUAUUCUUGACGGUCCGAUGCGGCUCAUGUUGCGUAAACUCUCCAGCCCGAAAGAAGUUGAUCAACGGAGCAAGAUCAUGGUUGACGUCUAUUGCCGUAUGGCCGAACUGGCAACCAGAUGCUGGGCCGAGAGACAACGGUGGGAUAUCCGCGGCCUCGACAAGGUGGACCGCUUCCAUUGGGUCUCGGAGACGCUGGACUUGCACUUUCUCCAGAUGGCGACGAAAGAUGACCCUAAGUUUGAUGGUAAAGCUGUCCUGGUCGUUGUUCAACCCCUUCUAUACCUCUGUGGAGGACUGGACCUUCAGUUCAAUUAUGACAGGAUGAUAGCAAAGGGCUUGGCAAUAGUGGAAGAUCCUGACUCGACUUGA